AUGGAUUCUCCAAAAGGCCUGCUGAAUGCAUUAUUGCUUCAGCUCCUUCUUCUCCAGAUCUCCACUUCUUUAGACACCAUCAGUUUCAACCAAACCAUCAAAGAUGGCGAGUUUCUGGUCUCGAAAAAUGAUACCUUUGUGCUUGGUUUCUUUAGCCCCGGCACUUCUAGCAACUGGUACGUUGGUAUAUGGUACAAGUUCUCACCAGACUUGGUUGUUUGGGUGGCUAACAGAGACAACCCUGUCAAUGACACCACAGGAGUUCUCACAGUUGGUUCUGAUGGAAAUCUAGUGCUACUUCGAAAUAACAGUCUAGGCCUGCGUCUGUGGUCAACUAGUGUUUCUGUCUCAUCAUCAAGUAACAACACUAUAGCAGCACAGCUACUGGAUUCAGGAAACUUUGUUUUGGUCCAACAAGGAAAUCAGAACGUUUUGUGGCAAAGCUCGGAUCAUCCUACACAUAUUCUUCUGGCAAGUAUGAAACUUGGGUUCGACAGGAAAAAAGGCAUCAAUCGGUUUAUAACUUCUUGGAACUCAAACAAUGACCCGGGGACUGGAAAUUGUUCAUUGAGGAUGGAACCAAAUGGGUCUCCUCAGUUGAUCUUGUACAAAAAUGAGGCAAAGUGGUGGCGGUCGGGUCAAUGGAAUGGGAUUCAGUGGGGUGGCAUACCAGGAAUGACCCGGAACAAUGUGUUCAACAUUAGUUUUAUCAACAAUCAGAACGAGGUUUCUGUGAGAUGGAAAGUUCUUGACCCUUCAAUUUACUCUGUAAUAGUGGUAGAUGGGUCUGGACAGAUACAACAGCUAGUAUGGCAGGGAAAGCAGCACGGCUGGGUUCCAGUUUGGUCAGCACCAAUGGAUGCUUGUGACAGCUAUGGGAAGUGUGGUCCAUUUGGGAAUUGUAAUCCCUACACUGUUAGUGGGUUCAAUUGUACAUGUUUUCCAGGAUAUGAACCCAACUCACCUCAAGAUUGGGAUAUAAGAGACGGAUCAGGUGGGUGCAAGAGGCAGGAGGGGUCAAUAUCAAUGUGUAGAAAUGGCGAAGGGUUUGUGAAGAUGGAUAAUGUGAAGGUUCCAGAUACUUCUGCAAUCAAAUUAGAAACAAGUUGGAGUUUGGAAGCGUGUGAGAAGGAGUGUUUAAGUAACUGCUCGUGCUUGGCGUAUGGGGUUGCAGAUGUGAGGAAUGGUGGGAGUGGAUGCAUGACAUGGUACGGAGAUCUCAUGGAUACUAAGCAGUUUACAGAAGGAGGAGAGGCUUUGUAUGUAAGAGCUGAUGCAAUAGUUUCAGCUCAGUAUACAAAUAAGUCAGGAGGAGAGUCCUCUGCCAACAAUAAGAAACUAGCCAUUAUAUUGGCACUGUCAAUUUCUGUUACCUCAUUUCUCAUCAUUGCUGUUUUAUGUUGGUUUAAGAGAAGGAGAAAUAAAGGGAGAAGAGGACAGCCAAAAUUGCUGCAUGAUAUUGCUUCUGGUUCAAGAAGCCGUGAAGACUUGUCAAAUGAAAAAAAUGUUGAUGAACAAAGAGGAAAGGCAGAUUUACCGGUUUUUGAUCUAAGCACCAUAGUUGAAGCCACAAAGGAGUUCUCUUCUGCUAACAUGCUUGGACAUGGUGGCUUUGGCAUAGUCUAUAAGGGAAAUCUACCUGAUGGACAGGAGAUAGCUGUCAAAAGAUUAUCAAGAAAUUCAGGACAAGGUGUAGAAGAAUUCAAGAAUGAAGUAAGGCUUAUAGCAAAACUACAACAUAGAAAUCUUGUGAGGCUUUUUGGUUGCUGCAUAGAUAAAGAAGAGCGAAUGCUAAUUUAUGAAUACAUGCCAAACCGAAGCUUGGACUUGUUCAUUUUUGAUAAAAACAAAAGGUCAUUGUUGGAUUGGAGAAAGCGAUUUCAAAUUAUUAUUGGGAUUGCUCGGGGAGUCCUAUAUCUUCAUCAAGAUUCAAGACUGAAAAUAAUCCAUAGGGAUCUGAAAGCAAGCAAUGUGCUAUUGGAUUCUUCACUGAACCCAAAAAUAUCAGACUUUGGCAUGGCAAGAAUGUUUGGAGAUGACCAAAUCGAAGCAAAUACAAACAGAGUCGUUGGCACAUAUGGUUACAUGUCACCCGAGUAUGCUAUGGAUGGACUGUACUCAACAAAAUCUGAUGUGUUUAGCUUUGGAGUGUUAGCACUGGAGAUUAUUUGUGGCAAGAAGAACAAUUUCCAAUUCGAAGACUCCUCCCUGAAUUUGGUUGGACAAAUAUGGGACUUGUGGAUAGAAGGAAAAGGCUUGGACAUAGUUGAUUCAUCAUUGGGUCAGUCAUAUCCUACUCAUGAAGCUAUGAGAUGCAUCCAAAUUGGGCUUUUAUGUGUGCAAGAAAAUGCAAUAGAUCGACCAACAAUGUUGGAGGUGGUAUUCAUGCUGGGGAAUGAAACUACUCUACAACGUCCGAAAAAGGCAGCAUUUAGUUUUAAGAAUAAUGCUCCCGAUUCUUCAACAUCUAGAGGAGCUUCUUCUGUAAAUGAUGUAACAGUUACAGUUAUAGAAGCUCGUUGA
Molecule: messenger RNA, 2523 nt
Organism: Fragaria vesca subsp. vesca
Lineage: Eukaryota; Viridiplantae; Streptophyta; Magnoliopsida; Rosales; Rosaceae
Product: G-type lectin S-receptor-like serine/threonine-protein kinase At1g11410-like
Exons: 7
Coding region: 1-2523 (840 amino acids)
Biological process (GO): protein phosphorylation; recognition of pollen
Molecular function (GO): protein kinase activity; ATP binding
Source: RefSeq, a predicted model, not a curated record